This is a messenger RNA of Meleagris gallopavo (turkey), 604 nucleotides long. NCBI's taxonomy places the organism in Eukaryota, Metazoa, Chordata, Aves, Galliformes, Phasianidae. The record is from RefSeq and is a predicted model, not a curated record.
GGUGUCAUCAAUGGGUUCGGCGGCAUCAAUGGGACCGGCGUCAUCAAUGGGACCGGUGUCAUCAAUGGGGUCGGCGGCAUCAAUGGGACCGGCGUCAUCAAUGGGUUCGGCGGCAUCAUCAAUGGGGCCGGCGGCAUCAAUGGGGCCGGCGUCGUCCUCCGUGGGCCCGACGUCGUCGUCUCUGCGCUCCCACUCCAGCCGCACCAGCGACAACCAAUCCCCCAGCAGCUCCAAUUAUUUCAGCCCCCGCCAGACCCCCGACGAGCCCCCCAGGGUCGCCGCCCCCCGACCCCGCGACGCCCCGACCUCCAAGAGCUCAGCGGAGGAGGAGGAGGACGAAGAGGAAGAGGAGGACGAAGAAGCGGCCGUGAACCGCCGCCCGCUCUACGUCCGGCCCAGCAUCGUGCCCCACAAGCAGUGGGUUUACGUCAAACAGGAAUGGCUGCAGGAAGACCUGGUCCUCACCUGCGAGGAGGACGAAGACCCCCUUCCCCCCCGGCCCCCGAAAACGGAGGAGGAAGAAGACGAGCAGGUCGACUUCUGCGAAUCCUCCGAGGAUUUUCCAUCUCCUUACGGUGGUUUGGAGGAACCCCCCGACCCCCCC